AGGAGGAAGAUGGCGGGAGGGCGGCUCUGACGGGGGAACUCGGCGGCGGCGGAGGAGGAGAGAGACGCGCCGCGCUGUGCUGUGCCGUGCAGAGGCGAGCCGAGCCGAGCCGAGCCGAGCCGCGCCGCGCCGGGGCCCAUGUGGGGAGGAGCCGCCGCCGCCGCCGCCGCUAGUGACUGCCGGAACGGAGCAGCAUGAAGUUCGCCGAGCACCUCUCGGCGCACAUCACCCCCGAGUGGAGGAAGCAGUACAUCCAGUAUGAGGCUUUCAAGGACAUGCUGUACUCGGCUCAGGACCAAGCACCUUCUGUAGAAGUUACAGAUGAGGACACAGUAAAGAGAUAUUUUGCCAAGUUUGAAGAAAAAUUUUUUCAAACCUGUGAAAAGGAACUUGCCAAAAUCAACACUUUUUAUUCAGAAAAGCUUGCGGAGGCCCAGCGCCGGUUUGCCACUCUUCAAAAUGAGCUGCAGUCCUCGCUGGAUGCACAGAAGGAGAGCACAGGUGUCACUACGCUGCGGCAGCGCCGAAAGCCAGUCUUCCACCUAUCCCAUGAAGAACGUGUCCAGCAUAGGAACAUCAAAGACCUUAAACUGGCCUUCAGCGAGUUCUACCUCAGUCUUAUCCUGCUGCAAAACUAUCAGAAUCUGAAUUUUACAGGGUUUCGAAAAAUCCUUAAAAAGCAUGACAAGAUUCUGGAAACCUCCCGUGGAGCAGAUUGGCGGGUGGCGCACGUGGAAUUGGCCCCGUUUUAUACAUGCAAGAAAAUCAACCAGCUCAUCUCUGAAACUGAGGCUGUGGUGACCAAUGAACUUGAAGAUGGUGACAGACAAAAGGCUAUGAAGCGCUUACGUGUCCCCCCCUUGGGUGCUGCUCAGCCUGCACCAGCAUGGACUACUUUUAGGGUUGGCCUAUUUUGUGGAAUCUUCCUUGUACUGAACAUUACCCUUGUGCUUGCCGCUGUAUUUAAACUUGAAACCAGUAGAAGCAUAUGGCCCUUGAUACGAAUUUAUCGGGGUGGUUUUCUCCUGAUUGAAUUCCUUUUUCUACUGGGUAUCAACACGUAUGGUUGGAGACAGGCCGGAGUCAACCAUGUGCUCAUCUUUGAACUUAACCCGAGAAGCAAUUUAUCACAUCAGCAUCUCUUUGAGAUUGCUGGAUUCCUGGGGAUUUUGUGGUGCCUGAGCCUUCUGGCCUGCUUCUUUGCUCCGAUCAGUGCCAUCCCCACAUACGUGUACCCACUUGCCCUGUAUGGAUUCAUGGCUUUGUUUCUCAUUAACCCCACCAAAACCUUCUAUUACAAGUCCCGGUUUUGGCUAUUGAAGCUGUUGUUUCGGGUGUUCACAGCCCCCUUCCAUAAGGUAGGCUUUGCUGACUUCUGGCUGGCCGACCAACUCAACAGCCUGUCAGUGAUACUCAUGGACUUGGAAUAUAUGACCUGUUUCUACAGUUUUGAGCUCAAAUGGGAUGAAAAUAGGGGCCUGUUGCCAAAAGAUUCAGAAGAGCCCGAGCUUUGCCACAAGUACUCCUAUGGCAUACGGGCCAUUGUUCAAUGCAUCCCUGCUUGGCUCCGCUUCAUCCAGUGCCUGCGCCGCUACCGGGACACCAGAAGGGCCUUUCCUCAUUUGGUCAACGCCGGCAAAUACUCAACCACUUUCUUCACCGUGACGUUUGGGGCCCUGUACAGCACUCACAAAGAACAAAAGCACUCCGACCAUAUGGUGUUCUUUUACCUGUGGAUCGUCUUCUGCAUCAUCAGCUCUUGUUAUACCCUCAUCUGGGACCUGAAGAUGGACUGGGGUCUUUUUGAUAAGAAUGCUGGAGAAAAUACCUUCCUUCGGGAAGAAAUUGUCUACCCCCAAAAAGCCUAUUACUACUGUGCUAUUCUAGAGGAUGUGAUUCUGCGCUUUGCUUGGACCAUCCAGAUCUCCAUCACCUUCACCAGUACGGUGCCUCAUUCUGGAGACAUCAUCGCUACUGUAUUUGCACCUCUGGAGGUUUUCCGACGAUUUGUGUGGAACUUCUUCCGUCUGGAGAAUGAGCAUCUGAAUAAUUGUGGGGAGUUCCGUGCCGUGCGGGACAUCUCCGUAGCCCCCCUGAAUGCAGACGACCAGACACUCCUAGAGCAGAUGAUGGACCAGGAUGAUGGGGUGCGCAACCGCCAGAAGAACCGGUCCUGGAAGUACAGCCAGAGCAUCUCAUUGCGCCGGCCGCACCUGGCCUCUCUAUCCAAGGUUCGUGACACUAAGGUCCUGAUAGAAGAUACAGACGAUGAAGCCAACACUUGACCUUCAGGCGCCCUCCUGAAAACACCCUCGGUCUUUCCUCCUCAGUGAUCCUCCCUGACCAACGCGACCUCUGAACCUGCCAGCUGGAGGCAGGAACAGACUGACCUGUCCUGCCUCUCCCGAGCUCUUCCGGACUGGAUCCUACCACGGACUCCAAACAGCCUCACGUUUCUUUCCUUUCCUGCUGGUUUCGUUUCCUCUUCCGUGAACCGAAACAGCACUUCCUUCGUUUGCCAACCAGAGGACUUUUUAAGGAGCAGAAAACGUCUCUCUGCGGGGUUGUUUACAAUCACAAGGACACGGACACACACACACACCACAGACAUACACAAACCACACACAUACACACUAAGCAGGGGCCUCUGAAGGGUCAGUCCCAUGCUCUCUCAAUUUCUACUCAGCCUGGUUUUGACUGGUUGAAACCGAACAUAGGAUAAAAAAAUUGGGUGUUUGGGGAUGGUUAUCAGUUUCUGUGGAGAUUUUUUUUUUUUUUUCCUUCAAACCCAGCGCAGAAGCACUGGCCGCACUUGCAGGGAAAGUGCGCCUCAGAGCACACCACCUUUGCUCAUGAAGCUACUUUUUGAUUUGAUAUCACUUUUCAUAUUUGGGGGGAAGUGAGGGGUGGGUUGUUGGGCUGGGUGGGGACUGGGGGGGGAACAUGAUGUCUUUGUUACAUAGAGUUUUCUCCUUAUUUAUGAAAAUUACCCCUAAAAGAAUAUUCUGCCUCCAGAGCCACGGUGGAGCCCAGGAGAAAGGCAAGGUAGUGGUAUUUCUAAGGGCCAGGUCCACCCACCCUUCACUGCGCUGGGCCUAGCCCACACCACAUCCACUCUCUUCUCUUCCUUUUUUAUUUGAAGCCAAAGUUGCAUUUCUGAUUGCAGCUGCUCCUGCUUUGAAGCCACGGCAUGUCUCUCAUGGCCUGCACCAUUGGUGGGUGCCCCAGUGGGCCUGUUGUCCUGGAGCCUUGCCAAGACCCUAGUGUGAACAUCCACGGACCAGCUGACCCACACACAGGUGUCCUGCACCUAUUGGCAGCCAGAAGCCCAAGUUCUGGCAAAGACGCUGCCCCUCACUGGCUGGUUUUUCUUCUUGUUUCGGUUCUUUUAUCUAGAACAUGGUCAACUCCCAAGUCUUGCUUGGGCAAACUAGACUUUGGAGUGCAUGAAGCAUAAGCUGCUUCCUAUUUUUGUAUCCUCUGGCUUACACAGCCCUCCACCGCACCUUCUCCCAGCAGUGUUCCAGAACCAAUGUGGGAUUCCAGGUGCUCCCUUGAUAGGAAACCUGCUAUAAAAAAUGGGGGUCGGAAUAAGUCUAGCCUAACGACCUGGCCCACACCCAGUUCUCUCCCGUGGUCUCAUUUACUUCCCAUGUUCCCGACUCGGACAAAUAAACCCCAGACUCAUAA
Molecule: messenger RNA, 3690 nt
Organism: Suncus etruscus (white-toothed pygmy shrew)
Lineage: Eukaryota; Metazoa; Chordata; Mammalia; Eulipotyphla; Soricidae
Gene: XPR1
Product: xenotropic and polytropic retrovirus receptor 1
Exons: 15
Coding region: 195-2285 (696 amino acids)
Biological process (GO): phosphate ion transport; cellular response to phosphate starvation
Cellular component (GO): plasma membrane; Golgi apparatus; cytoplasm
Molecular function (GO): inositol hexakisphosphate binding
Source: RefSeq, a predicted model, not a curated record